UUCCUCAACCCACAAUUUUAUGCGAUGGUCACUGUGCUUAUGAGUGUGGUGAUCCAUGUAUUUUUGGUUGUACGUCUUGUAAAACCAGUGGACCAAGCUGGUCAGCGACUUACUAUUUUAUGGAUAAAACUCAGUGUCUUUGACACAUAUGUAUUUG
Messenger RNA from Acaulospora morrowiae, 157 nucleotides. The record is from the annotation of a GenBank genome assembly. NCBI's taxonomy places the organism in Eukaryota, Fungi, Glomeromycota, Glomeromycetes, Diversisporales, Acaulosporaceae.